Molecule: messenger RNA, 978 nt
Organism: Toxorhynchites rutilus septentrionalis
Lineage: Eukaryota; Metazoa; Arthropoda; Insecta; Diptera; Culicidae
Exons: 1
Coding region: 1-978 (325 amino acids)
Biological process (GO): DNA integration
Molecular function (GO): nucleic acid binding
Source: RefSeq, a predicted model, not a curated record
AUGGAUUAUGCUGGACCGGUUUACUUGAAGCCCAUCCAUAAGCGAGCUGCCUCGCCGAAAGCGUAUAUAUGCAUUUUUAUAUGUUUCUGUACCAAGGCAGUGCACAUUGAAUUGGUCAGUGACCUAUCAACGUCAGCUUUUCUGGCCACACUUCGUCGGUUCAUAGCCCGUCGCGGACGGCCAACCGACCUGUAUUCCGACAACGGUAAAAAUUUUCAAGGCGCUUGUAACGAGCUCGAAGACUUAUACCGAAUGCUGCAGGAUGAAGAGAAGAUUCAUCAGAUCACAACGAACCAUAUCAGCGAGCAAAUCACUUGGCAUUUCAGUCCACCGAAAGCCCCACAUUUCGGGGGACUGUGGGAGUCAGCGGUGAAAGUGGCAAAGUGUCAACUAUACCGUCAACUCGGCAAUUCCAAGCUGUCCUUCGAAGACCUCACCACUGUGCUGACACAAAUCGAAUCCAGCAUGAAUUCGCGGCCCUUAGUACCACUGAGCGAGGACCCAAAUGACAUCACCGCGUUAACUCCUGCGCACUUCUUGAUCGGUGAUUCUUUGCAAUUGCUUCCGGAACAAGACUUGCAUAGAACACCACUAAAUCGCCUCGUUGAACGUUAUCAACAAAUCCAGGGAAUCUAUCAACAGUUCUGGCAUCAUUGGAAGAAAGAGUAUCUUCAGGAGCUUCAACGGGAUACGAAAACCUGUCACCCCAAUACGGAUAUCCAACCAGGAAGACUAGUUGUACUGAUGGAUGAGUUUCAAAUGCCAGUUAAAUGGCCACUAGCUCGAAUAAUUGCUGUUCAUCCUGGAAAGGACAAGUUAGUACGCGUUGUUUCAUUGCGCACCGGACGAGGAGUGAUCGUGCGACCAAUUACAAAAAUUUGUUUGCUGCCGAUGGAAGAAACCAAGGACAAUCAGGGAUCGACGGAAUAUGAGCAAGCGGCGAUGCCAACGAACACACUUCCAGAGAGUUCUCGUUGA